GACCACACCGGGGAGGGGCGGAGCUGCGCGUGCGCACAGCUAAGGCGCGCCCCUGGCGGCCGUUGAAAAAUGGCGACUGUCACCGAGCUGAAGGCUGUAUUAAAGGACACUUUGGAGAAAAAGGGAGUGUUAGGUCAUUUAAAGGCAAGGAUCCGAGCUGAAGUUUUCAAUGCCCUAGAUGAUGAACGUGAACCUCGGCCGCCGUUGUCUCAUGAAAACCUUCUAAUUAACGAAUUAAUUCGGGAGUAUUUGGAAUUCAACAAAUAUAAGUAUACAGCGUCUGUCCUCAUAGCAGAAUCUGGUCAACCUGUAGUUCCCUUGGACAGACAAUUUCUCAUCCGUGAAUUAAAUGCAUUUGAAGAAUCAAAGGAUAAUACAAUACCUCUUUUGUAUGGGAUUUUAUCUCAUUUCUUACAUGGAACUAAGGAUGGGAUCCAAAAUGCACUUCUGAAAGGGUCUUCACUUCAGCCUCCAAAUCCAAGUGUGGGCAGACAAGCCAGUGGAGGAAAGCUAACAGACAACCACCUAAGCAACGAGACAGGGAAAAGUACAAAUGUUCAAGAGCUUCGUGUUUCUCAAGCAGUGAAGAGAUGACAUUUCCACUUGGGGUAUCAUUUGUUUUAAAAUUAGCAUUUGGCUUCUACUGGAAGAUUUAAUUAAAAGGUAAAGGGGGAAAUAAUUCUUUUAAUAUUGCUAUAAUACAAAGAGUUUAUUUUGUUAUAUAAAGAAUGUGAAAUAAGCAUGAAGAGACAGGCUUUGGGAGAAGUACCAGAAAAUGCUUGUUAAAAGAUGGCAUUGUUUAACCUCCUUGUGGCACCCUGCUAUGCAGUUACAGACGAGCUAUGAAAGGGCUAACCCCUACUUAUUUGGGCUCCAAAAGUCUUAUUAAAGGUCAAUUUUUAUUCCUGGGCUAGGCAGAUAUUAAGAGCUCUUAAGUACUAUCUGUAAAAUGGUACGUUGAUAUUUAUUAAUAAUUUUUAAUGGAGCAUUUAUAGCCCAUCUCACUGAAAACAACUGACUGUUACGAUUGACAGGUCCUGAUUGGCAAAAGUCACGUGGUAUUCUUGGGACAGACCUCUGCCGGGUACUUGCACACUGACUGUCAGCUCAAGUGUUUUCCACAGUCAUGAGUGAUAGGGGCUGUAGUUGGCAAAAUUGGCAUUCUCUAUGGGGUGUUGAUUCUGUGUUAUCUUUGAAAAUUAUAAACUCCAUUUUUUAAAGGAAUUAUUUAUGUAUUUAUUUAAUUGCAUUUGUUAUUGUUAUUUUUUUAACUUGUCCAGAGAGAGAGAAUUCAGCGCCUUUAACCACCAUGCCACCUGCCAGCCCCGUCGAAACUCCUUUUUGUGAUGCUAGUCAGUGUUCACUCCUUCCAGAAUAAUCAGAAAUUUUUUUCUCAAUGCAGAAUUUUUUUUUUUAAUUGUUUUAGAGAGAUUUUUGCUAUAAGG
This is a messenger RNA of Tupaia belangeri chinensis (Chinese tree shrew), 1445 nucleotides long. It is a transcript of the gene CEP20, whose product is annotated as centrosomal protein 20. The transcript has 6 exons. Bases 70 to 594 code for a protein of 174 amino acids. Gene Ontology annotation, molecular function: protein binding. Gene Ontology annotation, cellular component: centrosome; motile cilium; ciliary basal body. Gene Ontology annotation, biological process: microtubule anchoring; cilium assembly. Lineage: Eukaryota; Metazoa; Chordata; Mammalia; Scandentia; Tupaiidae. The record is from RefSeq and is a predicted model, not a curated record.